Molecule: messenger RNA, 1062 nt
Organism: Trichoderma harzianum CBS 226.95
Lineage: Eukaryota; Fungi; Ascomycota; Sordariomycetes; Hypocreales; Hypocreaceae
Exons: 1
Biological process (GO): pantothenate biosynthetic process
Cellular component (GO): mitochondrion; cytoplasm
Molecular function (GO): NADP binding; 2-dehydropantoate 2-reductase activity
Source: RefSeq, a predicted model, not a curated record
CAACCCAGAGUACAUGUCUUGGGACUCGGUAGCAUUGGUACCUUUGCAGCGCAUUGCCUUGCAGGGAUACCAGCCCCUCUGACGCCCUCCAUCACCUUGUUACUACAUCGGCCAAAUCUCGUCAACGAGUAUAUCAAGAGAGGUCGCAAAAUACGAUUAGAAACGGUAGAAGGAGAAGUCGUGUACCGCGAUAAUUAUCACGUCGAAGUCUUGGAUAACGGGGAAUGGCAUCGCGUUCAGACAGAGCCAGGAUCAAGCCCAGUCGUUCAAGACGACAUCAUCGACCACCUCAUUGUUUCAGUCAAGGGUGCGCAAACAACAGCAGCGCUCAAGCCACUAAAACACCGUUUAAACGCAUCCUCGCACAUACUAUUUCUACAAAACGGAUCUGGUAUGGUUGAAGCUGCCAACGAAGAAGUGUUCACCGAUCCAGCCACAAGGCCAAACUAUCUCACCGGCGUCAUCUCACACGGAGUCACACUGAAUGCCCCCUUUGACAUUACGCACACUGGAUUUUCCGCUACAUCAUUGGGGCUUGUUCCUCGAUCACAGUCUAAUACAGAAGCAACCGCGCCGUCAUACCUGCUGGAAGCCCUUCCCCUUGUCCCGAGGUUCAACGCUACGACGUACUCCACCUUGGACAUUCUCCAGAUCCAGUUAGAGAAGCUCGCCGUCAACGCUUUCUGUAAUCCUCUCUGCGCUCUCAGUGAUGCCAAAAACAAGUUUUUGUUCACCAUCCCUGACACUCGUCGAGCUCUGCUCACAGAAAUUUCUCGAGUCAUACAAGCACUUCCAGAGCUACGGGGGAUACCUGGCAUAUCGGAGCGCUUCUCAGUUGACAAGCUGGAGACAACAGUGAAUGGCAUCAUUCGUGCAAACUCAGAGACAACUUGCUCGAUGGUGGUAGAUUUACGGCGGGGGCAGAAGACAGAGAUCCUGUUCAUCAAUGGAUACUGGUGUCGAAGGGGGAGGGAGGUUGGGGUACCGACGCCCAUCAACGAUAGUCUGGUGCGGCGGAUUCUGGAGAGGCAAGGAGAUAUAGAGCUAGCAAAGCAAUAUUAA